UAGUGGACGCACCACAUGGGCGCUCAGAGCGGGUGCAGAUCGCACGCUCCCCAUGUCAAGUCUUGUGCGUGCCACGGUUUUCCUUGUUUUGUUUUAUUGAACGAACGGACGAGGCCAGGCCACCCACGGUGUCUGCGUGCGAGAGCUCGCAGUGGAGUCCGGAGGUUGGAGAAAGGGGCAAAGAGCUGGUCCGCAUGAGGCUGUUGUGCUCGUCGCAUUUUGGUCACACAAUUGUUUCGUCUUCAAGAUGCCAUGAAUUCAUCGCAUCAGUGUGUGCGCGCGCGGGGCGGACGGGACUCUACCGCGUACGGUUCCGCUGUUUGAUGAAAUGACAGACAAUGUUUGAUUAAAGAAAACGUUGCUGUAGCAGUUAGGCCAAUGGCUGCUUGCGCAGAGCACCUGGUGAAAGAGAUUCUUGGGCGGUCUAAAUCCGCCGGAGAAUGGUUUGGGACUAGUUGCCUCGUAAACUACAACGCAACAAGACCAAAGUACGUCCGAUGGCGACGCGAUUGAACCUUUGUCGACCCAGGGACUCCCGGCUCGUGGGGCACGGGAUUCACUGUGCACUUUUUGCACGCAAUCACAGCCAUCCAAACCCGUCUUUUUGCUCCACCAUAAGGGUUGAAGAAUGCACGCAAUGGGUGUGCUAUGAUUUGCACCAGUCGUAUCGCCUUGUCAACGGUCGCACAAAAGGUUGCUUCCCCGCCCUACUUUGGGCGACCACCAGUAGUGUUGUCUUGAAUCUGUCUUCUGGGCUCUUUAUUCCGUAACGUUCAGCUCUCUCCUUCCUUCAGCACCAAAGCUUGAUGCCUUCGUCUGUGCGUUGGACACGAGAUGGAAUUUUGCUUUCUCUCUCCGCACAGUCACAUCUACGUGUAGUGCUAUUCUUUAUUUCGAAUCUGCUUGUUGGUUGGUGGAGCUCAGUGGGAGCACUGCACGCCUCUCCUUAGAAAAUUAUUGUUCCCACUGGUCCGUAACUCGUGAUAAGCUGUGCUUCAGAAUGCAACUUGGUGUUGCUACUUGUUAAUCCGUGGUUGGUUCUGGUUGUUGUGAUAUUAUUUACUUUGAUUCUGGAUAUCAAAGCCACGAUGGGUCCAAAAAUUUCCCCAUCAAGUGCCUUGAUCUGUCAGCUUUGUGAAAGCAGAGCAAUCGAUUGCGACACGGAAGACCAUAUGGAACGAAGUCACUUAGUUUUAAACUUAAGAGAAUUGUGUGCCUUUCUUGGUCCUCAUGCGACCUUACUUCGACCCUGAUUAUGAAAAUUUCAGCCAAUGGAUCAAUCCCCCAAGAGUGUGUAUAGACAAUGUUACCUGCAAUGACUGUACACUUGUUAAGGUGGAUAGUGUGAACAAGCCCGGGAUACUUUUGGAAGUGGUGCAGGUUUUGAGCGACCUUGACCUAGCCAUUUCUAAAGCUUACAUCACUUCUGAUGGCACAUGGUUUAUGGAUGUAUUCCAUGUUACUGAUCAGCAAGGAAGAAAGAUUACCGAGAAAAAGACUAUCGACUACAUUGAGAAGGCUUUAGGUCCAGAAAGCCUAAAGGCGGACUCAUGGCCAGGAAAAUCAGUGGGAAUGCACUCAUUUGGUAAUCACAUUGCUAUAGAACUAAUUGGCACAGACCGUCCAGGCCUCCUGUCUGAGAUCUUUGCGGUCCUUGCAAAUCAGCAUUGCAAUGUGGUAGCUGCUGAGGUUUGGACCCACAAAAUGAGGGUUGCUUGUGUUAUAUACAUAAAUGAUGAGGCCACAUCUGAACCAAUGAAGGAACCUAGCCGCAUGUGUACAAUGGAAGAGCAGCUACGGAAUGUUUUGCGUGGGUGUGGUGAUGAUGUAAAAGGUUCUUGCACUAGCUUUUCUAUAGGUUCCACUCAUGUGGAUCGUCGCCUUCAUCAGCUAAUGCUUGCUGACAAGGACUAUGAAGGUUAUGGUGGCGCUAUAGAGGAGAAAGAUGACAUGCUUUUCAGGCCAGUCAUCACUAUUGAUCAAUGCGAGGACAAAGGUUACUCAGUGGUGAACAUAAAGUGCAAAGAUCGGUCAAAGUUGUUAUUUGAUAUAGUCUGCACAUUGACGGACAUGCAAUUUGUUGUUUCCCAUGCCUCAGUCUCAUCUGAUGGCCCCUAUGGUGUACAGGAGUUAUAUAUUCGUCACAAGGAUGGAAAGAUCCUUGAUUCAAAAGAUGAAAAGGAGAGGGUCAUCAAGUGCCUCGAAGCUGCAAUUCUUAGAAGAGUAUCUGAGGGAUUCAGUUUGGAGAUUUGUGCUAGAGACAGAGUAGGGUUGCUCUCUGAUGUGACAAGAGUUCUUCGGGAGUAUGGCCUCUCGGUACUAAGAGCAGAUGUGACGACCAUAGGAGAGAAGGCCAUGAACGUGUUCUACGUGAGGGACCCAUCCGGGAAUCCAGUGGACAUGAAGACCAUCGAAGCUCUCCGACAGGAGAUUGGACACACCGUGAUGCUCAACGUGAAGAGGGUACCUUCCACCACCAAGUCUCCCGAGGCCAGUGGCUGGGCCAAGACCAGCUUCUCCUUUGGCAACUUGUUUGGUAAGUUCUUGAGCUGAUCAGGGGCACAGGGUUGGCCUCUUAAGGAAUGAGGCUUGUUAGUAAGACCUGCAUGUAGAUUAAACAUCCCGCAAAAUGUAAAGUAUUCAAAUAUGGAAUGAGAGGGACUGCUAGUAAAGCUGCAUGUACCGAAUGGAUUCCAGAAUUAUCUGUUUGGGGUCUUGUAGACCAGAUGGUGCUUUAAAGGUUCUGUCCCAUGGGAUAAGGGCAUUGAUCUUAUUACUUGGAGACAGGUUUUUCUGCA
Messenger RNA from Musa acuminata subsp. malaccensis (wild Malaysian banana), 2798 nucleotides. Its product is annotated as ACT domain-containing protein ACR3. Lineage: Eukaryota; Viridiplantae; Streptophyta; Magnoliopsida; Zingiberales; Musaceae. The record is from RefSeq and is a predicted model, not a curated record.